CUGACUAUAUUUUCGAUCCUGUUCGCCAGCCAGCCACCAGAAAAACAUAACACCGCGACCUUGUUCGCCAGCCGAGUGCCAUCUGCUGGCCACGCCCCCCACCACUCUGGUAAACAGAAACACCAGCCAUGGCCGGCGUGAGACUGCUCGUCUCUUCGGCCACGAAAUUCGCUUUCCCUUCUGCCAGGAGCAGACAUUUCGAUACCUUCCUUGGUGUGGCAUUUCGGCCCUACAGUUGCCUCGGAUCCUGUGUGACGGCGAGGAAAAGUGUAGGUGCAACCUGUUUGCCUUCAAAAGAAACUACUGUUCCUUUGCACGUGAGAUGCUACAGCGACGACAGACCAUCGCAGAUGCAAUUUCCUCUGCUCAUGGAGUACCCGCAGCUGCUCUGGCCCAGUGUGUUCAAAGUGUUCAAGAACUGGAUCAUGGCUAAAUUUGUGAUCACUCCCUAUUUUGAUAAGGAUUUCAAUUUAAAAGAGUUUGGUGAAGCCUCACAGCAGGCUGUGGAACACGUCUCCAAACAGUUGUCAAAGAAUGACUUGGACAGCUUAGUGGGUUUAGUCGACAAAGAUGCGCUUUUGGAAAUUAGGAGUAGCCUUUCGAGAUUUUCUGUACAACAACUCUCAGAUCUUGCUAUCAACAAGGAAGAUAUUUAUUUUUGUUUCCCUUAUGAGGUCGGAGUGAUGUUCGAUGAGGAAGAAGAAAGUCAGAGGCGUUACGUAGAAAUUACGAUGGUCUACUUCUUGAUGAAAGGUUUGUCAGACUACAAAGCUCAGCAUGGCCACCCUCCGGAUUUCCAAGAAAUGAGGUCGCCAGAGUGUCAGGAAAAGCUUUACGUCCUGAACUAUAGGUUCAUCAGGGAGUUCACCAAAGGCGUGCCACCCGAAUGGACGAUCAACGUUUUAAAUCACUACAAAGGACGACCCAACUGAAUCCUUCGCUCUUGUUAAAGACUGCUUUUGGCGUGUGUGAAUUGUGAACAAUAAUUCACAUGGGUUUUUAAUAAUACAAGAAAGGCAGGCUUAUUGUUUGUGUAAAAUAUAGAUUCAUUAGGUGUAAAAUAAACUAUGUUUUUCAUCAAA
Messenger RNA from Cloeon dipterum, 1082 nucleotides. RefSeq names its product m-AAA protease-interacting protein 1, mitochondrial. Gene Ontology annotation, molecular function: ribosome binding. The transcript has 4 exons. The coding region runs from base 129 to 932 and encodes 267 amino acids. The record is from RefSeq and is a predicted model, not a curated record. NCBI's taxonomy places the organism in Eukaryota, Metazoa, Arthropoda, Insecta, Ephemeroptera, Baetidae. Gene Ontology annotation, cellular component: mitochondrial inner membrane. Gene Ontology annotation, biological process: protein insertion into mitochondrial inner membrane from matrix.